AUGGUUCUGGCAAAAUCGAAGAAGAGCGUGGGGCUUGGCAAUACGUUGAUGAAUGAUCGUUUCGGCAAAGGCAAGGGAAGCGACAGAAAGAAGCAGUCUUCCAUCACUAGAACUAAUCACGCCACCGGUGAACAGUAUCUUGUCAACGAGAAGCAAGAUGCCUCCUGGGUCAAGAUGCGCUCCGUCACGGAGCAGGGCGCUCUGGAUGAAUUUUUGGCAACGGCGGAGCUGGCGGGAACUGAUUUUACUGCCGAGAAGAUGAACAAUGUGAAAAUUAUUCAUACCGACCAGAAGAACCCGUAUCUCCUCUCUGCCAACGAAGAGCGCACUGUACUUGGCAAGCACAAGAUGCACAGAGGUCGUCUGACCGUCCCCAGAAGACCACACUGGGAUUCCACCACCACACCGCAGGAACUGGAUGCCAGAGAAAGAGACGCCUUUUUAAGCUGGAGGAGGGGGCUUGCAGAGCUGGAAGAGAACAAUGAUUUGCUCAUGACGCCCUUUGAGCGAAAUUUGGAAGUCUGGCGCCAAUUGUGGCGAGUUAUUGAGCGAUCCGACCUCAUUGUGCAGAUUGUGGAUGCUAGAAAUCCGUUGCUCUUCCGCUCUGAAGAUCUCGAGAUCUAUGUCAAGGAUGUUGAUCCGAAGAAGGAGAAUCUGCUUUUAAUCAACAAGGCAGAUAUGAUGACUCUGGCUCAAAGAAGAGCGUGGGCUAAACACCUGAAGAAAGCUGGCAUCGCCUACAAGUUCUUUUCAGCUCAGUUGGCGAAGGAGCUGAAUGAAGCAAGGGACGAAGAUGGUGGAUCAGAGGACGAGGUGGAAAAGCCAUCCUCCCACAGUGCCGGCAAACAGCCCGCAACGGGCGAGGACUCGUCGGAAGAGGAAAGCGAGGAUGAUGGCGGUGCUCCAACUGCAGUUGAUGAAGAUGAGGACACCCAGAUUCUCACCGUUGAAGAGUUAGAGGACAUAUUUCUCCAACAUUCUCCCAAAGAUGCAGCAUCGGAUCACAAAUUACAAGUAGGAUUGGUUGGAUACCCCAACGUCGGAAAAUCAUCCACCAUCAACGCUUUAAUAGGCGCCAAGAAGGUUUCAGUCUCAUCAACACCCGGAAAGACCAAGCACUUCCAGACGAUCCACUUGAGCGAGAAUGUCAUUCUCUGCGAUUGCCCCGGUCUCGUGUUUCCCAACUUUGCCUUUACCAAAGCUGAUCUUGUCUGCAAUGGCGUGUUGCCCAUCGAUCAAAUGAGAGAGUACACCGGCCCCGUAGGGUUGGUCACUCAGCGAAUCCCACAGAGAUUCCUCGAGGCCAUCUAUGGCAUUCAGAUCAAGACACGCCCCCUCGAGGAGGGUGGCAGUGGUAUCCCGACUGGAGAAGAACUGCUGCGCGCGUAUGCAAGGGCCAGAGGCUUCCAAACUCAAGGCCUAGGUCAGCCCGACGAGGCCAGAGCAUCUCGCUACGUCCUGAAGGACUACGUCAACGGCAAGCUGCUCUUUGUGCACCCACCGCCAGGAAUCGAGGACGCCAAGGCCUUCAAUCGAGAGCUGUACAGCGAAUUCAACCUCCCUGAGAAGCGGCGCGCCGCGCUCGCUGCUGCGACCGAGGCCAUGUCGCUGAAGGACGACGACAGCGUCACAGUUGACUCUGACAUGAUAUCCAUCCCCGCGGGCCCAAAGACGGAGAAGCUCGACGCCCGCUUCUUCGGUCCUGACAAGUCCCAGGGCCACAUCGCCAUGCCUUUCAACCACAAAUACACCGAGCAGGGCCAGGCUGCUGGCAGAAUGCUUACUGGAAGAAAGGCCCGCACCGUCGUUGCGUUGGAGAACGGGAUAGACCCGAAGGACGUGCAACUAUUGAGCAGCAAGAAGCACUUCAAGGGCGGGGCUAAGAAUGGCAAAAGCAAGAAGCACAGAUACAUGAACACGGAUGACUAA
This is a messenger RNA of Metarhizium brunneum ARSEF 3297, 1929 nucleotides long. RefSeq names its product Large subunit GTPase 1 (gene LSG1). Gene Ontology annotation, biological process: ribosomal subunit export from nucleus. Lineage: Eukaryota; Fungi; Ascomycota; Sordariomycetes; Hypocreales; Clavicipitaceae. Gene Ontology annotation, cellular component: cytosol. Gene Ontology annotation, molecular function: GTPase activity; GTP binding. The record is from RefSeq and is a predicted model, not a curated record.